AUGGCGUUGGUUCUUCGCAGACUCUCAUCUUCCGUUAAGAAGCCGAUCUCGUUUGUUUCCUCUAAUGGCGGUUCCCUCCGCUUUAUGGCGUCUUCGCCAACCUCAGCUAUGGCGGACUCGGAGAGAUCUCAUUCCAGUUGGAUUAAGCAAUUGAAAUUAUUGAAUGCACCUCUGGAAGAAAUCGAUCCCGAAAUCGCAGAUAUUAUCGAGCUCGAGAAAGCUAGGCAAUGGAAGGGAUUUGAGCUUAUACCGUCAGAGAAUUUCACCUCUGCAUCGGUGAUGGAAGCUGUUGGUUCGGUUAUGACUAACAAGUACAUUGCCAUGGCCGAGUCAUUAUGUCAAAAACGCGCACUAGAAGCUUUCCAGUUAGAUCCUUCGAAAUGGGGAGUCAAUGUGCGGUCUUUAUCAGGAUCACCGGCUAACUUCCAAGUUUACACCGCACUGCUGAAACCUCAUGAAAGAAUCAUGGGACUUGACGUACUUCAUGGUGGUCAUUUUUCUCAUGGUUAUCAGACUGACACGAAGAAAAUAUCUGCUGUAUCCAUCUUUUUUGAGACAAUGCCAUACAGAUUGGAUGAGAGCACCGGUUACAUUGACUAUGAUCAGCUAGAAAAGAGUGCCGUGCUUUUCAGACCGAAACUUAUUGUUGCCGGUGCAAGUGCGUAUGCUCGUCUAUAUGAUUAUGCACGUAUUCGUAAGGUCUGUGACAAGCAAAAGGCGGUCAUGUUGGCUGAUAUGGCUCACAUUAGUGGGUUGGUUUCUUCUGGCGUUAUCCCUUCUCCUUUUGAGUAUGCAGAUGUUGUUACAACUACAACUCACAAAUCGCUUCGUGGUCCAAGAGGGGCUAUGAUAUUCUUCAGGAAGGGGUUGAAAGAGGUUAACAAACAAGGGAAAGAGGUCAUGUAUGACUAUGAGGACAGAAUUAACGCAGCUGUUUUUCCUGGACUUCAAGGUGGUCCACAUAACCACACUAUAACAGGUUUAGCAGUUGCUCUGAAGCAGGUGAAAACAUCCGAGUAUAAAGCCUACCAAGAUCAAGUUCUCCGUAAUUGCUCAAAGUUUGCAGAGACUUUGCUAGCGAGAGGAUAUGACUUAGUGUCUGGAGGCACUGAUAAUCAUUUAGUUUUGGUGAAUCUAAAAAACAAGGGAAUAGAUGGAUCAAGAGUGGAAAAAGUAUUAGAGUCAGUACAUAUUGCAGCAAACAAGAUUACUGUUCCUGGUGAUGUUUCCGCCAUGGUUCCAGGUGGCAUCCGUAUGGGAACACCGGCUCUCACAACAAGAGGAUUCAUUGAGGAAGAUUUUGCAAAAGUGGCUGAUUAUUUUGAUUUAGCAGUUAAGCUAGCCUUGAAGAUUAAGGCAGAGUCUCAAGGAACAAAGUUGAAGGACUUUGUAGCAACAAUGCAAUCAAAUGAGAAAAUACAGUCAGAGAUGGCAAAGCUGAGAGAGAUGGUUGAAGAGUAUGCUAAGCAAUUCCCAACGAUUGGGUUCGAGAAAGAGACGAUGCGAUACAAAGAGUAG
Microthlaspi erraticum is the source of this 1518-nucleotide messenger RNA. NCBI's taxonomy places the organism in Eukaryota, Viridiplantae, Streptophyta, Magnoliopsida, Brassicales, Brassicaceae. The record is from the annotation of a GenBank genome assembly.